GAAGAAGAAGAAGAAGAAGCAGAAGAAGAACCCGCGUAAAGCAAACCUGUUGUCUUUCAGCGGCUGUUUGUGAAACAAAUCUCAUUCACCUCAUUAUGUUGAUAAACCCUGAGGAGAAAGCCCUGAUUGGUCGAGUGUUUGAAACCUAUCUGACAGAGCAUCAUCGCAAUGACAUCCACCAGCUCAUUACAAAUAUGAAUGAAGACACUCAUCGCUCUGUUGUGGUUAAUGCCAUGACAUUGUUUGAAGCCAAUAUGGAGGUUGGGGACUAUUUCAACGCGUAUCCAAACGAUGUCUUGGCUGUAUUUGAUGAAGUGUUACAGAAAAAAACUUUGGAACUAGCAGAUGAUGCGUCUCUGAAAGACAAACAAGGAUCCAUACAAAGAAGCAAGAGGCAGAUAUACCACACACGCAUCACAGGUCUGCCAGUGUGUCCAGAACUUACUAGACAUACUAUCCCAAGGUCCAGAGAUGUGGGGCAUUUUCUGUCUGUGACGGGUACUGUCAUACGUACCAGCGUGGCUAAGGUUCUGGAGUAUGAACGUGAUUACAUGUGCACAACGUGCCGUCAUGUUUUCAAGGUGCAGGCUGAUUUUGACCAAUUUUAUACCUUUGUCCAACCGGUGGGCUGCCCAAAUCCUGUUGGCUGUAAUUCCUUUAAAUUCAACUGUCUGUCUGGAGGAUCUGAGCCUGCUGCCUGUAGGGACUACCAGGAACUCAAGAUACAAGAGCAAGUGCAGAGGCUGUCAGUGGGCAGUAUUCCUCGUUCUUUAGUAGUUGUUCUGGAGGAUGACCUUGUUGACAGCUGUAAAUCUGGUGAUGACGUAACGGUUUAUGGCGUGAUGUGUCUUCGUUGGAAGCCCUUUCAUGAUGGUUCUCCUUGUGAUGUGGAGUUGGUCCUGAGAGCCAACAACAUAGAAGCAAAUAAUCAGCAGGCUGCUGCUGCUUUGUUGGUUAGAGAUGUUCAGAAAGAAUUUGAAGAGUUCUGGGACAGCUGCAAGCAUAAUCCACUGGCUGGUCGGAAUGAGAUCCUGUUGAGUCUGUGUCCACAGGUUUUUGGCAUGUACGUAAUUAAGUUGGCUGUGGCAAUGGUGCUGGCUGGUGGGGUGCAGAGAAUCGACUCUUCUGGAACCAAAGUUAGGGGAGAAUGCCAUAUGUUGCUGGUUGGUGAUCCUGGUACCGGGAAAUCUCAGUUUCUGAAGUAUUCAGCCAAAGUUAUAUCCCGAUCUGUACUUACAGCUGGAAUUGGAUCAACCAGUGCUGGCCUGACAGUUGCUGCAGUAAAGGAUGGAGGCGAUUGGCACCUGGAAGCUGGAGCCCUGGUCCUGUCCGAUGGUGGUUUGUGCUGCAUUGAUGAAUUCAGCAGCAUCAAGGAACAUGAUCGCAUCAGCAUUCAUGAAGCUAUGGAGCAACAGUCAAUCAGCGUAGCCAAAGCUGGAAUGGUGUGCAAGCUGAAUACUCGAACUACCAUCUUGGCAGCUACUAAUCCUAAAGGACAGUAUGAUCCCAAGGAGCCUCUCUCUGUUAAUGUGGCCCUGGCUAGUCCUUUGCUUAGUCGUUUUGACCUGGUUCUGGUUCUGCUAGACACCAGAAAUGCUGAGUGGGACUGUAUCAUCUCCUCUUUUAUUCUCGAGGACCGAGGAAUACCUUCUGAGGCUAGCGGGCUCUGGUCCAUGGAGAAAAUGAAAGCUUAUUUUAGUGUGAUUAAACAGCUGCAGCCACGGGUGUCUGAGGAAGCCAAUUGCAUCUUGGCUCGUUAUUACCAGCUACAGCGCCAGCGGGAUGCUCACAAUGCCGCCCGCACAACUAUCCGCAUGCUGGAGAGUCUGAGCAGACUUGCUGAAGCACAUGCCAGGCUCAUGUACAGAGACACGGUCACCAUUGAAGAUGCUGUUACUGCUGUGUCAGUCAUGGAAUGCUCCAUGCAGGGCGGUGCUCUCCUGGGAAAUGUAAACGCAAUGUUAACAACGUUCCCCACUGACCCUCUUCAACAAUAUCGAACCCAGUGUCAGAUGGUACUGGAAGGACUGAACCUACCUGUCCUCCUUCAGAGUGAGAUGAACAGACUGAUAUGGCUAAGGACCAACACCCAAGAGAAGCUUAACUGUGACCCAUCACUUACCACAUACCAGCAUCAACUACAAGGUUUAGUCUCCAUCAACGAAACUCGUAACUCUGAAAUCUCCAGUAACAAAAAGAGUUGUUUAUCAGUGGAGGGUGCUUUGGACCAGCUCCUUGCCAUCAGUCCAUCACUGUCCCCAGAUGAUGUGAUCCUACCCAUAGUUACAUCAACUCAAGGAAAUAUGAAUAUACCCGACCAAAGUUGCUUAGGCUCAUCAGCAAUAAUCACAGAACAAAGCACAUUUGAUAAAAAACAACAGAUACACCUGCCUGGGACAAAGGGUGAUAAUGCUCUGGUAAGUGAAAAGACGGUAGCUGAAGCCAGAAUAUGUACAGACCUGCGUACAAAACUGUCAGCAUUUAUUUUCAAACCCAGGGAAAAGAAAACAUCUGACCAUGUUAGUAUUGGAGCAGAAAUAUUAAGGAAAAAAGGAAUAACAAUGCUUAAGCCAAUUAGUCACAAUGACUUAGCCUGUGAACUGCCACUGGCAAAGAAGAGAAAACAAAUGGAAAAUGCAGAUGAUUGCCAGUCAGAAGGCUGCACAACCAAAUCUACAACAGCUCAGAUUAAUUUAGAAAAACGUCCUGAUGAAACAGAAACUUCUAAGAGCAAACAAAGGCAGUUAGAUCUUACUCAUGUCCCCACGCAACAUGUGAAACAUGCAAGUGAGGGUGGGGUAAAUCUGAGGAAAAGGAAGUGCUUUAAUAUGAGCCCUACACAAAGUAAUGGAUUCAAGCCGUUUCUGUCAGGCUUCUCUUUCCAGGGCUCUACUGACAUUUCGAGUGAUGUCCUUGACACUGACUGGGACCAAGAAUUUUCAAAGACAGCCAAAACCUGGGAUGGCUAACUAUUCACAUCAGUAGUAUAGCAAAGAAUGGGAUUUGUCUUUUCAUCUCAAAAAACUUCUUGGUACAAACAUUCUAAAAAUCCAUCAACAGAAAUUUUUUUACCUUGUUUUAUUUUACAUGUGAGUGUACACAGAGUCUGUUCAAUCACUUUUAUGUCAAAGUGUCUAUAAAAUAAAUACAAACCAUAAAAAUCUCUGAAACAUUUAAAACAUCUGUUUUUCUUGCAAACUUUCUUCUUGGAUUUCUGCUUUUGACCUAUGGGGAAGUGAGGUGUUAACAAAAUUACUGCAAUCCAAAAAUAAAACAGGGGAAAAGAACAAAAACGUGAAAAUUAUUUCUCUUUGUUAGCCAUUUUAAGUUUUUAAUAACUCUGACAAGGAUAUGUAACUUAUCUUAUGGCUUUUUUGCUUUCUACUCCAGUUAGUCACAAAGCAAGCUAGUGUGGUAUUUACACUUCAAAAAAAGCACGUGGAGAAGGAGACAAACUUUUAUUGCACUAAUGCAAAAUACAAUACCGUAAGUUCAACUAAAUCCCAGUUGCUGACCAUAUCUUUGUUGCACUGAAAGGAUAAAAAUUGAAUUGAAUUGAAGGAUAUGAGGACAUGAUCUAAUUUGUCCUCUAUUUUUUAUGUUUGCUUUGCAGUGAAACAGAAAGCAGAAACACUUUAAAGAAUAAAUUAACAAUGGUUGAUUUGGAGUUUUGCUGCUUUUACAUUUUCUCAAUGUUCAACUUCAAACAUCAACUGUACAAAAAAGGGCAGCGAGUGCACAAACAAAACAUCUUGGUAUCUCCCACUUCAUGUUAAACUGUCUGCCGGAGCCUUUGCGCUACACAGAGA
Messenger RNA from Fundulus heteroclitus (mummichog), 3809 nucleotides. RefSeq names its product minichromosome maintenance 9 homologous recombination repair factor (gene mcm9). Gene Ontology annotation, biological process: double-strand break repair via homologous recombination. The transcript has 15 exons. Gene Ontology annotation, cellular component: nucleus; MCM complex. The coding region runs from base 96 to 2969 and encodes 957 amino acids. Gene Ontology annotation, molecular function: single-stranded DNA binding; single-stranded DNA helicase activity; ATP binding. The record is from RefSeq and is a predicted model, not a curated record. Lineage: Eukaryota; Metazoa; Chordata; Actinopteri; Cyprinodontiformes; Fundulidae.